GCGCCGCCGCCAUGGCUGCUGCGCUCCGUUCUGGCGCCUCCUCUCCCCUGGCCCCGCUCUCGCUGCUCGGCUGCUGCCUGCUCUUGUGCGGGCUCCCCGCGCGGGCCGGCGACCCGAAGGACGGAAAGGCUGAAGCGGCGGGAGGCGACGAGGCGGACCCCCACGCGCGCCACCUCUACGACGCCGAGAUGCUGAAGCACGGCGUCCGCAUCGCCCCGCACUUCGUCAUGUUCUUCGCCCCGUGGUGUGGACAUUGUCAGCGUCUGCAGCCAACUUGGAACGAACUUGGAGACAAGUACAACAAUCUGGAAGAUUCACAUGUUUAUGUUGUGAAAGUGGAUUGCACUAAGGAUGCUCCACUGUGUUCUGAAUUUGGUGUCAGAGGAUACCCAACUCUAAAAUUAUUUAGACCAGACCGAGAAACACUGAAGUAUCAAGGAGGUAGAGACUUUCAGUCACUGGAAAACUGGAUGUUGAAGAAUCUAAACGAGGAAUCUGUUAAGCAAGAAUCUGAAUCAGAGCCUCCAAAAGACCCAGAAUCAAAGCACGGAUUGUACGAGCUCUCAACAGCUAAUUUCAAAACACAUAUAGCAGAAGGCAGUCACUUUAUCAAAUUCUUUGCCCCGUGGUGUGGCCACUGCAAGGCAUUGGCUCCAACAUGGGAGCAGCUGGCUCUGUUCCUUGAAAAUUCUGAGACUGUCAAGAUUGGCAAGGUGGACUGCACGCAAAAUUCUGAAAUCUGCACGACAUACCAAGUGCGAGGCUAUCCAACCCUUCUUUGGUUCAAAGAUGGAGAAAAGGCUGACCAGUACAAAGGAAAGAGAGACUUGGAUUCCUUGAAGGAAUAUGUGGAUUCCCAGCUGAAAGAUCCCGAAGAAGAUUCAGGUGAUGCGAAGCCUACUGAGGCACCACUACCCCGAGAAAUAAUUCCUGAGGGAGAGGCCAAGGUCCUUUCUCUCUCUGAAGAUGACUUUGAGAAAGAGGUUUCCAAAGGGAUCACCUUCAUCAAAUUCUAUGCUCCAUGGUGUGGUCACUGUAAAAACCUGGCUCCCACCUGGGAGAACCUCUCAAAAAAGACUUUUCCAAGCCGAAUGGAUGUCAAGAUAGCAGAAGUAGAUUGCACCAUCGAACGCAAUGUCUGUAACAAAUACUCUGUGCGUGGCUACCCGACACUGAUGCUUUUCCGUGGUGGGGAGAAAGUGAGCGAACACACCGGAGCAAGAGAUCUUGAAACACUGCAUAACUUUGUUUUGCGGCAGGCAAGGGAUGAACUGUAAAAUGUACCUGCUUGGAUACCGCUGCCCUUGGCUGUGUCUGCCCAGUAAACAUGGGAGUUGAAUCAUGGUAAUGUUACCAGUUUUCCAGUAGUGGUUAUUGGGAAACUGAAUGUACUAAAGCGUGGUUAUCUUCUGAGCAUGUGUGUGUGUUUCCUACAGCCCUGCUGCGCUGGCUUUGAGGAAGGCUUGUAACAAGUAGUCACUUGUUCAGAUUGAGAAUAUUUUCAGUAUCGGUUUGCAUUAAUGAACUUCCUGUGUUGAAAAAAGUAAAUUGUCUCUUUGAGACAAAAAUAAGUGAGGAAAGGUUAAAAUGAAAGGUGGUGGAUUAUUUUCAUUUGUGGGUGAAUCCAGUUUGAAAACUUGCAUUCAUGCAGCUCACAAAAUUGCACAUCGUAACUUCGAUUGUACAGGUAAAUUGGUACCCUUUAAUGCAUCUCAUUCAGUUGCAUAUUCAGAAAGGAAGUUUAAAAAGGAAACACACACACACCCUUUAGGAAGAUAUUCCUGUUCAAUUUGGGCUGCUUGAUUUCUCUCGUCAGGAGAGACUGGCAAGGAAACAUAAUGGUACUCAACUGAAUCAUGCCAUUUGUUAGGUAGUUUUCAUCAAGUUCAAAAGCUGUGAGUCCCUUUUAGUCAUUUGCAAAACAGUUUGGCUCCCUUCAUGUAUAAUCAGCAUUCUUUUAGCUGAUCAAAUAACAAUGCCAAGAUCUGAAUUUUUUUUUUAAAAAAAAAAAUCCCUGCUUGGAAUCAUAAGCCAGAAUCGAGAGUUUUUAGAGGUACAUCAGAAUCCAUGGCUUUAUUAUUCUCGAUUGAGCAAAACGAAGAGCUCAUGACAAGCCUUCUGUUGUCUUAAAGAUUAUUCAGGUACUGUGAUGGAAUCAGUGCAAUCAGACUUCUCUGCAGAAUCUUUCCACUUUUCAUUUAGAACACAUUCUCACUUGUUUCUCAUGUUUCAGUUUAGGAUGCUUUCCCUACUAGAAUGGGCUUCUAUGGUUUUCCCACUGCUGGGGGGGCCUGCUGAAAAGUGUAGCAGCCACAUGGCAGAUUUCCCUGCCUGAUUCCCCAGCAAGGCCACCACCCCUCCCCUGGACUACCACUUUUGCAAGGGAAAAAAAAUUAAAAAUAAGCACUAGAAUAUUGUCGUAUUGAUACAACAUUAUUACAAUACGUGUACUAUCAGCUUCAUUUCUUUAAAGCAAGUCUUUCAUUUCAGAGAUGCUUUUACACUAAUGUCUCUGCAACAGAACAUAUGAAGCUGCCUUAUACUGAAUCAGACCCUUGGUCCAUCAAAGUCAGUUUUGUCUACUCAGACUGGCAGCAACUCUCCAGGGUCUCAGGCUGAGGUUUUUCACACCUAUUUGCCUGGACCCUUUAUAGCUGGAGAUGCCAGGGAUUGAACCUGGGACCUUCUGCUUCCCAAGCAGAUGCUCUACCAUUGAGACACUGUCUCUCCCCAAAGAAGAAAUUUGAGACUUACUUUCUUCUUUCAAUGAAAACUGGGAAUUUAGAGAACCUGGUAAACAUAUUGGUGUGUUGUUAUAUUGUAUAAAUUAUAUUCUAGAGCUGAUUUUUUAAAAAGAAAAAUUAAAAGUUAGCAAGGGGAGGAAAUGGCUGCUGCGGGGAUAGGGUUAGGGGGAAUGGCUGCCACAUGGGUGAGAAGCUCUGAAUUUUCUCACCUACAUUAGUAGCCGCUGAGGUUCUACUGCAGUCUUUCUAAAACUUCAGAGCAAAUCUGGUUUAAGAAAGAUUGGAGAAAAGCUGGGAAAACCCCAGGAGGGUGUACGAAUGGACCAUGAUGCUGUGUGAAAGCGGGGAGAGGGAACCCACUCCCCCAUACCAUUGAACAUGAGGCAGAUAACCUAUGCAGAAAUGGCCUAGGACAUAAUGAAAGUAUUCCGUGUAAGAGACAGAUUCAAAGCCAAAGAAUCUCAAGUGCAGGUACUCAUAAAAAGUAAACCAGCAAACUAGUUUCCAUAACUUAAUUCUAGUUGUUUCAUGAACAUAUAUCGUCAUUUUGGGAAGGAGUUGCAAUUUGUUUGCAUACAGACACUUAUGUGUAGAAAGAUGCUAUUACUAUGGGUACAUUCACACUGCACUAAAUAACGUGUUUUGCGACUGGAUUUUUGCUGUUCUUACAAGUAAAAAUCCAGUUACGAAAUACAUUAUUUAGUGUCAUGUGAAUGCACUGUGUUUCUGUCUCAGGUGGGAUGAUACAACUUUCACUAGCCAUGUCUACAUUUUACUUGUUUGUACUGUAGUGCAUUCUUUCCGAGGCCCAGGUCCUGCACAAUUUUUUUAAGAGUGAAAGCUGGACAUAUGGCAGAUGCAUCAGAUCACCCUGUAGAUUUGUAGAUUUCUGCCUUAAAGGGAGCCUUUAUUCAUGACGGCUUUUUUUUUUAAACCUUCUAAUGAAGCACAGUUUCGUGAGCACGCUGAGAUGUGACCCAUGAGUUUCUUGUACAAAAUCAAGUGGUACAAUUGUUUACACACAUACUUUCUGAAUAAAAUCUUUUUUUU
This is a messenger RNA of Heteronotia binoei (common prickly gecko), 3794 nucleotides long. It is a transcript of the gene TXNDC5, whose product is annotated as thioredoxin domain containing 5. The transcript is spliced from 10 exons. The record is from RefSeq and is a predicted model, not a curated record. Gene Ontology annotation, molecular function: protein disulfide isomerase activity. Lineage: Eukaryota; Metazoa; Chordata; Lepidosauria; Squamata; Gekkonidae. Gene Ontology annotation, cellular component: endoplasmic reticulum. The coding region runs from base 12 to 1277 and encodes 421 amino acids. Gene Ontology annotation, biological process: protein folding.